Molecule: messenger RNA, 6264 nt
Organism: Manis javanica (Malayan pangolin)
Lineage: Eukaryota; Metazoa; Chordata; Mammalia; Pholidota; Manidae
Gene: PLXNB3
Product: plexin B3
Biological process (GO): negative regulation of cell adhesion; semaphorin-plexin signaling pathway; regulation of cell shape
Cellular component (GO): semaphorin receptor complex; plasma membrane
Molecular function (GO): semaphorin receptor activity; protein binding
Source: RefSeq, a predicted model, not a curated record
GGCCAACCUGCCUGGAUGAGUCGCGUUGGGCGCAAUUGCAUUGUGGGGAGGGAGGCUGGGGCUCGGCAGGGGCAUACUCCUGGCACUGCCGGCUGCUCCUCGGCCCCAGGACAAUGCCCCCCACGGCUGUCUUGUGCCUGUCACCACUGCCCUGGGGCAGCUGAAACGAGGAGACGUGCCUCCGUGGGUGCCACGCCACUGGGAGGGCCCUUCUGCUGCUCCCCUUCUCAGCGGCACCUGUGAUGGCUCCCUGGCCUCCCUUCAGCCCCCAUGUCCUGCUCGUGCUGCUGCAGUUGCUGUGCCCAGUGCUGCCCUUGACCCAGGCCCAUCACUUCUCUGCACCCAACACCACCUUCAACCGCUUGGCACUGGCACCAGGCCAAGGCACGCUCUACGUCGGUGCUGUAAACCGCCUCUUCCAGCUCAGCCCCCAGCUGCAGCUCAAGUCUAUGGCUGUCACUGGCCCUGUCUUCGACAGCCCCGACUGUGUGCCUUUCCACGACCCAGCUGAGUGCCCACAAGCCCGGCUCACCAACAAUGCCAACCAGCUGCUGCUGGUAAGCAGCCGGUCCCGGGAGCUGGUGGCCUGCGGGCAGGUACGGCAGGGUGUGUGUGAAAAGCGAAGCCUUGAAGAUGUGGCCAAGGUGCUAUACCAGGCCGAGGACCCUGGUGAUGGGCAGUUUGUGGCCGCCAAUACCCCAGGAGUGGCCACGGUGGGCCUGGUGGUGCCUGCGCCAGGCCGUGACCUCCUGCUGGUGGCCAGAGGCCUGGCAGGCAAGCUGUCGGGAGGGGUGCCGCCCCUGACUGUGCGCCAGCUGGCGGGACCUCAGCCCUUCUCCAGCGAGGGCCUGGGCCGCCUCGUGGUGGGCGACUUCUCCGACUACAACAACAGCUACGUGGGGGCCUUUGCUGACACUCACUUCGCUUACUUUGUCUUCCGCCGCCGUGGGGCCCGGGCACAGGCAGAGUACCACUCCUAUGUGGCCCGGGUCUGUCUGCGGGAUGCCAACCUUUACUCGUACGUGGAGGUGCCCCUCACCUGCCAGGGCCAGGGCCUCAUCCAGGCGGCCUUUCUCACCCCCGGCACCUUGCUGGGGACAUUCGCCGCAGGCCCAAGGGGGGCACAGGCGGCCCUGUGUGCCUUUCCCCUGGCUGAGCUGCAUGGGAGCAUGGAGCAGGCCCGGCGCCUUUGCUACACGGCAGGUGGCCGGAGCCCCAGCGGCAAGGAGGAGGCCACCGUGGAGUAUGGUGUCACGUCACGCUGCGUCACUUUGCCCCCUGACUCCCCCGAGUCAUACCCCUGUGGUGAUGAGCACACCCCCAGCCCCAUUGCUGGGCGCCAGCCCCUGGAGGCCAGGCCCCUGCUGAGGCUUGGGCAGCCCAUCAGUGCCGUUGCAGCCCUCCAGGCAGAUGGGUACACAAUAGCUUUCCUGGGGGACACCCAGGGCCAGCUGCACAAGGUCUUUCUCAACGGCUCCCAAGGCCAGGUAUACCAUUCCCAGCAAGUGGGGCCUCCAGGCUCGGCCGUCAGCCGGGAUCUGCUGGUGGAUGGCAGCGGCAACCACCUCUACGUUCUUACAGCCCAGCAGGUGGACCGGGUGCCCGUGGCAGCCUGCCCCCAGUUCUCUGACUGUACCAGUUGCCUCCAGGCCCGGGACCCACUAUGUGGCUGGUGUGUCCUCCAGGGCAGGUGUACCCGCAAGGCCCAGUGCGGGCAGGCAGCGCAGCCCAGCCGGUGGCUGUGGAGCUGUGAGGAGAACAGCCACUGCCCUCACAUCCAGAGCCUGCUGCCCACCCACCACCCCCGCCAGGAGCAGGGCCAGGUUACUUUGUCUGUCUCCCGGCUGCCCACCUUGGCCACAGACGAAUACCUACAUUGUGCCUUUGCGGACUAUGACAGCUUAGCUCACGUGGAAGGGUCCCACGUGACCUGUGUCACCCCUCCCCAAGACCAGCUGCCACUUAACCCUCCAGGCACAGACCACAUCACAUUGCCCCUGGCCCUGAUGUUUGAGGAUGUGGCCGUCGCUGUCACUGACUUCUCCUUCUAUGACUGCAGUGCUGUCCAGGCCUUGGGAGCAGCUGCCCCGUGCCGAGCUUGUGUGGGCAGCCUCUGGCAGUGCCACUGGUGCCCACAGAGCAGCCGCUGCACAUACGGAGAGCACUGCCCCGAGGGCGAGAGGACCAUCUACAGUGCCCAGGAGGUGCACACCCAGGUGCGUGGCCCAGGGGCUUGUCCCCGGGUCGAGGGCCUGGCAGGUCCCCCCCUGGUGCCCGUGGCCUGGGAGAGCCGUUUGGCCCUGCGUGUGAGGAACCUUCAGCAUUUCCGAGGCCUGCCUGGCUCCUACCACUGCUGGCUGGAGCUGCCUGGAGAACUGCAGAGGCUGCCAGCCUCCCUAGAAGAGACGGUUGGGGAUGCGGGCCUCAUCUACUGCCAAGCCCAUCAGUUCCACCCCUCCAUGGCCCAGCAGGAGCUCCCCGUGCCCAUCUAUGUCACCCGGGGUGAGGGCCAGCGGCUAGACAAUGCACAGACUCUUCAUGUGACCCUGUAUGACUGCGCUGUGGGCCACCCUGACUGCAGCCACUGCCAGGCGGCCAACAGGACUCUGGGCUGCGUGUGGUGCAGCCACAACCAGCCCACCUGUCGCUACGGGCCGCUGUGCCCACCCGGGACAGUGCAGCUGCUGUGUCCCACACCCAGCAUUGACAUGAUUGAGCCCCUGACUGGCCCCCCUGAGGGUGGCUUGGCCCUCACCAUCCUGGGCUCCAACCUGGGCCGGGACUUUGCCGAUGUGCAGGGUGCCGUGAGUGUGGCUGGCCGGCCCUGCAGCCCUGACCCCUUUCUCUACCGCAUCUCUGCCCGGAUUGUGUGUGUGACAUCUCCUGCCCCCAGCGGCACCACGGGGCCAAUCCAAGUGGCCAUUGAGAGUCGGCCACCGGGUAUCUCAACCCAGCACUUCACCUACCAGGACCCCAUCCUGCUGAGCCUGAGCCCCCGGUGGGGCCCCCAGGCAGGAGGCACCCAGCUCACCAUCCGAGGACAGCACCUCCAGACAGGAGGCAACAUCAGUGCCUUUGUAGGCAGCCAGCCCUGCCCUAUACAGGAGCCAGUGUGUCCGGAGGCCAUUGUGUGCCACACCAUGCCCCAGGCCAACCCAGGAGAGGCGGUGGUCCGUGUAGUCUUUGGCCAUGCCCAGCGCACACUGCUCACCAGCCCCUUCCGCUAUACUGCCAACCCCCAGCUGGUGGUGGCGGAGCCAAGCGUCAGCUUCCGGGGGGGUGGGCGGCUGAUUCGAGUCAGAGGCACGGGCCUGGACGUGGUGCAGCAGCCCCUGCUGUCUGUGUGGCUGGAAGCCGAGGAAGCGAUGCAGGCUGCAGGGACCCCACCCUGGAACCCAAGUCCAAGGAAGAGCUGCAGUGCUCCCGCUGCAGCUCCCCGGGCUUGUGUGCAGGUUGGGGGGGGCUUGCUGCAGUGCUCCACCAUCUGCUCCGUCAACUCGUCCAGCCUCCUCCUGUGCCGGAGCCCCGCCGUGCUGGAUGGGGCACGCCCCCUGAGGGUCUUCUUCACUCUAGACAACAUGCACGUGGACUUCGCCAGCACCAAUGGGGGCCAGGACUUCCUGUACCAGCCCAACCCCCGCCUCGUCCCCCUUAGCCGCGAGGGGCCUGCCCGUCCUUAUCGCGUCAAGCCGGGCAACGUCCUGGACGUAGAGGGCGAAGGCCUCAGCCUGGGGAUCAGCAAGGAGGAGGUGCGCGUGCAGAUCGGCAACGGAGAGUGCCUGGUAAAGACACUCACACUCACCCACCUGUACUGUGAGCCGCCUCCACAGGCACCACAACCCGUCAAUGGUUCCAGCACCCUGCCUCGGUUCGUGGUACAGAUGGGCAACGUGCGGCUGGACCUGGGCCCUGUCCAGUACGAGGCUGAGCCUGUGCUCUCCGCCUUCCCCGUGGAGGCCCAGGUGGGCCUGGGCGUAGGCGCUGCCGUGCUGGUUGCUGCUGUGCUCCUCCUCACCCUCAUGUACAGGCACAAGAGCAAGCAGGCCUUGCGGGACUACCAGAAGGUUCUGGUCCAGCUGGAGAACCUGGAGAUUGGCGUGGGGGACCAAUGCCGCAAGGAGUUCACAGACCUGAUGACCGAGAUGACAGACCUCAGCAGUGACCUGGAGGCCAGCGGAAUCCCCUUCCUGGAUUACCGCACAUAUGCUGAGCGCGUCUUCUUCCCUGGGCAUGGCAGCUGCCCGCUACAGCCCACGUUCGAGGGGCCUGGGGAAGAGGGCCGCCGUGCCCCUCUGUGCCAGGGCCUCACACAGCUCUCCAACCUGCUCAACAGCAAGCUCUUCCUCCUCACGCUCGUCCGCACCCUGGAGGAGCAGCCCAGCUUCUCCCAACGGGACCGCUGCCACGUGGCUUCGCUGCUGUCCCUGGCACUGCACAGCAAGCUUGAGUAUCUGACUGACAUCAUGAGGACGCUGCUUGGUGACCUGGCCGCCCAUUAUGUGCACAAAAACCCCAAGCUCAUGCUGCGCAGAACGGAGACCAUGGUGGAAAAGCUGCUCACCAACUGGCUGUCCAUCUGUCUCUAUGCCUUCCUGAGGGAGGUGGCUGGUGAGCCACUGUACAUGCUCCUUCGGGCCAUCCAGUACCAGGUGGACAAGGGCCCUGUGGAUGCCGUGACUGGCAAGGCGAAAAGGACCCUGAACAACAGCCGCUUGCUGCGGGAGGACGUGGAGUUCCGGCCCCUGACACUGAUGGUACUGGCGGGCCCAGAGGUUGCCGGGGCCACAGGGAGCAGCAUGGUGCAGCGUGUGCCUGCCCGGGUGCUCGACACAGACACCAUCACCCAGGUCAAGGAGAAGGUGUUGGACCAAGUCUACAAGGGCACCCCCUUCUCCCAGAGGCCCUCAGUGCAUGCCCUAGAUCUCGAGUGGCGGUCAGGCUUGGCUGGCCAUCUAACCCUGUCAGAUGAGGACCUGACCUCAGUGACCCAGAACCACUGGAAGAGACUCAACACCCUGCAACACUACAAGGUUCCCGAUGGAGCCACAGUGGGGCUCAUCCCCCAGCUGCACAAUGGAGGUGCCAUCUCCCAGAGCCUGGCCCAGAGCUGCCCCUUUGGGGAGAACAUCCCCAUGCUGGAGGACAGUGAGGAGGGCGGUGUCCACGUCUGGCACCUGGUGAGAGCCACCGAGGAGCCAGAAGGGGCCAAGGUGCGGCGUGGCAGCCUGCGGGAGCGGGAGCGGGCACAGGCCAAGGCCAUUCCAGAAAUCUACCUCACCCGCUUGCUUUCCAUGAAGGGCACACUGCAGAAGUUUGUGGAUGACGCCUUCCAGGCCAUCCUCAGUGUGAAUCGACCUGUGCCCAUUGCUGUCAAGUACCUGUUUGACUUCCUGGAUGAGCUGGCAGAGAAGCAUGGCAUUGAGGACCCAGAGACCUUACACAUCUGGAAGACUAACAGCCUGCUGUUGCGGUUCUGGGUAAACACCCUGAAAAACCCACAACUCAUCUUUGACGUGCGGGUGUCGGACAACGUGGAUGCCAUCCUGGCGGUCAUCGCGCAGACCUUCAUGGACUCCUGCAGCAUCUCGGAGCAUAAAGUGGGCCGGGACUCCCCAGUGAACAAACUGCUCUACGCCCGGGAGAUCCCUCGCUACAAGCAGAUGGUGGAGAGAUACUACUGUGACAUUCGUCAGAGCUCCCCAGCGAGCUACCAGGAGAUGAACUCGGCUCUGGCUGAGCUCUCUGGGAACUACACCUCUGCUCCCCACUGUCUGGAAGCUCUGCAAGAACUCUACAAGCACAUCCAUAGGUAUUAUGACCAGGGGGCCUUCCUCUGUCCUGGCAGAUCAUCAGUGCCCUGGAGGCGGAUCCUGUGGGCCAGAAGAUGCAGCUGGCCUGCCGCCUGCAGCAGAUCGCCGCUCUGGUGGAAAACAAGGUGACUGACCUGUGAGCUCACAGGUCACCCUCACAGCGGGAACCCCAUGCCCACCGGGCUGGACAACAGCCAGGAGGACCUGCCGCCACAGUGCCUUAUGACCCCCGCAUUGAACCAGCAACCAAGGAGGGGCCAGCUGUGAGUGGGAGGGGGUCGCCCCCCCCCAGGAGGCUCCAUGCCGCCUCUCACAGCCUGCUCUUCCUUCCCUGACCUGGGCUUCUCUCUAAUUUAUAGCAAUCCUUACCCCUCCCCACCCUGCCACUGUAUUUAUUUGCUUGCAGAGAAUCACAUCUGGAAAUAAAAUAGAAAUACAUCUUUUUACGAAAAAA